CCGAGGUUUACCGAAAGCUACUUUCAGUUUACUUAUACCUUAUUCUGUUUUCAUAACAAAAGAGUUCCAUUCAGAUCUUGGUCUCUAACACAGACAUAAUGUAUUACGAUGGAUAUGACGAGGAUGCCCUGGAUGAAAUUCUUCCAAGUCUUUUUAUAAGUGGAUUUGUCCCUGCCAAAGAUUUAGACCGAUUAGAGAAUCUAGGAAUAACUCACAUUGUUAACUUAUCUUCUUAUGAAAAUAAUUUUCAUGGAAAAUUCAAGUAUCUCAGAAUCCCAGUAGAAGAUAUUCCUUCGGAGGAAAUUCAUCCAUACUUCGACGAAUCUCUCAAGUUUAUCGAAGAGGCUUUUACAGAGAAUGGCCGAGUUCUCGUGAAUUGUAAUGCAGGACAAUCUAGAGCAGGAACAAUUAUAAUACUUUACAUAAUGAAAACGAAAGGCAUGACCUUUGAAGAUGCUCAAAAAUUGGCACAGAGUAAGAGGAAAUCUAAUGAAAUAUGUCCAAAUUCGGGAUUUCGAAGACAGCUUAUUGAGUAUUUUGAAAAGUGAUUCUGAUCAGUCCUUUUGAUAAAAACGAUUCUUAUACAAUAAAGUAUGGAACACCAAAUUAACAUAUAUUCAAAUAUUUGAACCUAUCUUCAAAUAAUUGUACCUAUCUUCAAA
Molecule: messenger RNA, 662 nt
Organism: Saccostrea echinata
Lineage: Eukaryota; Metazoa; Mollusca; Bivalvia; Ostreida; Ostreidae
Product: dual specificity protein phosphatase 19-like
Exons: 3
Coding region: 99-548 (149 amino acids)
Biological process (GO): protein dephosphorylation
Cellular component (GO): cytoplasm
Molecular function (GO): MAP kinase tyrosine/serine/threonine phosphatase activity
Source: RefSeq, a predicted model, not a curated record